ACCUGCGAGUUGGUAACCUACGAGCGGCUGCGAAGGAAACUGUUUAACCGGAUCCCAUUGUACCCGGAGCCCAGAGCCGCCUUUCCAGCAUGCAGGGGCUGCUCAGACUUUAGUCAAAUCAAGAAGUAGAAGAGAAUUCAGCCAUGGCCCCAAGGAAGAGAGGUGGUCGGGGGAUUUCAUUCAUCUUUUGCUGUUUCCGAAAUAACGACCACCCAGAAAUCACAUAUCGAUUGCGAAAUGAUAGCAACUUUGCUCUUCAAACCAUGGAGCCAGCAUUACCCAUGCCCCCUGUGGAGGAGCUGGAUGUCAUGUUCAGUGAACUUGUGGAUGAACUUGACCUCACAGAUAAACAUAGGGAAGCCAUGUUUGCACUUCCAGCUGAGAAAAAGUGGCAAAUAUACUGUAGCAAGAAAAAGGACCAGGAAGAAAACAAGGGAGCAACAAGUUGGCCUGAGUUCUACAUUGAUCAGCUCAAUUCCAUGGCUGCUAGAAAAUCUCUGCUGGCUCUAGAGAAAGAAGAAGAAGAAGAAAGAAGUAAAACUAUAGAGAGUCUAAAAACAGCACUAAGAACAAAGCCAAUGAGGUUUGUAACCAGAUUCAUCGACUUGGAUGGCCUGUCAUGUAUUCUUAACUUUCUGAAGACUAUGGACUAUGAGACCUCUGAGUCUCGAAUACAUACCUCUCUUAUUGGUUGUAUAAAGGCACUAAUGAACAACUCUCAAGGCCGGGCUCACGUCCUGGCUCAUUCUGAGAGUAUUAAUGUAAUUGCUCAGAGUCUGAGCACAGAGAACAUUAAAACGAAGGUGGCCGUGCUGGAAAUCUUGGGCGCCGUGUGCCUGGUUCCCGGGGGCCACAAGAAAGUUCUGCAGGCCAUGCUGCACUACCAGAAAUAUGCCAGCGAGAGAACUCGGUUCCAGACAUUAAUUAAUGACUUGGACAAAAGCACUGGACGAUACCGAGAUGAAGUGAGUCUCAAGACUGCCAUCAUGUCCUUCAUCAAUGCAGUGCUAAGCCAAGGCGCAGGAGUGGAGAGUUUGGACUUUAGACUUCAUCUUCGCUAUGAAUUUCUAAUGUUAGGAAUCCAACCUGUUAUAGACAAAUUACGGGAACAUGAAAAUUCAACAUUAGAUAGACAUUUAGAUUUUUUUGAAAUGCUCCGAAAUGAAGAUGAACUAGAAUUUGCCAAAAGAUUUGAACUGGUUCACAUAGACACAAAAAGCGCAACUCAGAUGUUUGAGCUGACCAGGAAGAGGCUGACUCACAGUGAAGCUUACCCUCACUUUAUGUCCAUCCUGCACCACUGCCUCCAGAUGCCUUAUAAGAGGAGCGGGAACACUGUUCAGUACUGGCUACUGCUGGAUAGAAUCGUGCAGCAAAUAGUUAUCCAAAAUGACAAAGGACAAGACCCUGACUCUACACCCUUGGAGAACUUUAAUAUUAAGAAUGUUGUACGAAUGUUGGUUAAUGAAAACGAAGUUAAGCAAUGGAAAGAACAAGCAGAAAAAAUGAGAAAAGAGCACAAUGAGCUACAACAAAAAUUGGAGAAGAAAGAGCGAGAAUGUGAUGCCAAAACUCAAGAGAAGGAAGAAAUGAUGCAGACCUUAAAUAAAAUGAAAGAGAAACUUGAAAAGGAGACUACUGAGCAUAAGCAAGUCAAGCAGCAGGUGGCAGAUCUCACGGCACAGCUCCACGAGCUCAAUAGGAGAGCCGUCUGUGCUUCCAUCCCAGGAGGGCCCUCACCUGGAGCCCCAGGGGGUCCCUUUCCUUCCUCUGGGCUUGGGUCACUUCUUCCUCCACCACCCCCACCCCUGCCAGGUGGAAUGCUUCCUCCCCCACCCCCACCCCUUCCUCCUGGCGGUCCUCCCCCUCCCCCAGGGCCUCCUCCCUUAGGGGGCAUCAUGCCUCCUCCUGGUGCUCCAGUGGGUCUGGCACUCAAGAAGAAAAACAUUCCUCAGCCCACAAAUGCCCUGAAAUCCUUCAAUUGGUCUAAGCUGCCUGAGAACAAACUGGAAGGAACAGUAUGGACUGAAAUUGAUGAUACGAAAGUCUUCAAAAUUCUAGAUCUUGAAGACCUGGAAAGAACAUUCUCUGCCUACCAAAGACAGCAGAAAGAAGCAGAUGCCAUUGAUGACACACUGAGUUCCAAACUUAAAGUCAAAGAGCUGUCAGUGAUUGAUGGCCGGAGAGCUCAGAACUGCAACAUCCUUCUGUCAAGGUUGAAAUUAUCCAAUGAUGAAAUCAAGCGGGCAAUUCUAACCAUGGAUGAACAGGAAGAUCUGCCCAAAGACAUGUUGGAACAGCUUUUGAAAUUUGUUCCUGAAAAAAGUGAUAUUGACCUGUUGGAGGAGCAUAAGCAUGAAUUGGAUCGGAUGGCCAAAGCAGAUCGAUUCCUUUUUGAGAUGAGCCGAAUUAAUCAUUAUCAGCAAAGAUUGCAAUCGCUGUACUUCAAAAAGAAGUUUGCAGAGCGUGUGGCAGAAGUGAAGCCCAAAGUAGAAGCAAUUCGUUCCGGCUCAGAGGAAGUAUUUAGGAGUGGUGCUCUCAAACAGUUGUUAGAGGUGGUUUUGGCAUUUGGAAAUUACAUGAAUAAAGGCCAAAGAGGCAAUGCCUAUGGAUUCAAGAUCUCCAGCCUCAACAAGAUUGCAGACACAAAAUCUAGUAUUGACAAGAACAUUACCCUAUUGCACUAUCUUAUCACCAUCGUGGAAAAUAAAUACCCCAAGGUUCUCAACCUAAAUGAAGAAUUGAGGGAUAUUCCUCAAGCAGCAAAAGUAAACAUGACUGAGCUGGACAAAGAAAUAAGUACCUUGAGAAGUGGCUUGAAAGCAGUGGAGACAGAAUUAGAGUAUCAGAAGUCUCAGCCCCCACAGCCCGGAGAUAAGUUUGUAUCUGUUGUGAGCCAGUUCAUCACUGUUGCCAGCUUCAGCUUCUCUGAUGUUGAAGACCUUCUAGCAGAAGCUAAAGACUUGUUUACUAAAGCAGUGAAGCACUUUGGGGAGGAGGCUGGCAAAAUACAGCCAGAUGAGUUCUUUGGCAUUUUUGACCAGUUUCUUCAAGCUGUGUCAGAAGCCAAACAAGAGAAUGAGAACAUGAGAAGGAAGAAGGAGGAGGAGGAGCGGCGGGCCCGCAUGGAAGCACAGCUCAAAGAGCAACGGGAACGGGAAAGGAGAAUGAGAAAAGCAAAAGAGAACAGUGAGGAAAGCGGAGAGUUUGAUGACCUUGUUUCAGCUUUGCGCUCAGGAGAAGUGUUUGACAAAGACCUUUCUAAACUGAAACGGAACCGGAAACGCAUUUCCAACCAGGUGACGGACAGCAGCAGAGAAAGACCAAUCACGAAACUGAAUUUUUAAUUUUCCUUAAAAUCCUUUCCUGGAAAGCUCAGUAGCAGCCCUUUGAAGUGACUAGACUGUUUCAUUACACUGCCUUGCAAUCCAAACAGUGGCAAUUUCUUCCCUCGUCUGUGAGUGAACGUGUGAAUGUGUGUGGAUGUAAAUGUAUGUGUACAUAUAUAUAUAUAUAUAUAUAUAUAUAAAAUGUAUAUAGAAGUCUGAGUGUCGUCUAGAGACCUAUAUGUAUGGUUAAAAUGUUUAUGUUAAUGUAUGUGCUCACAAACCUUUCAUGUAUUCAUUCAUAUUGAGUGUGGCUCAUUUUCUUUCCCUGAACACCAUAUUUGUUCAGAAGCACAAUACUAUCUCCUAAAAGAGAUAAACAGACAUUCCCUAGCUUACAAAAAUGGGGGGAGAGGGAGAAAAAAGGAUAGAAAAAAAAAACAAAGGCUUGUGAAAUAUUUUAUGAUUUCCCAAGCUUGGUAUAGUUCAAAAUUAUUUUUAUCAAUGAAAAUGGAGUUGGAAAAUUAUAGAUUUAAAAUGGUCUUAAAUGGCCAACAGUGUGAUGCUCGGGACAUCACAUUAAUUAAAUUAACAGGACAAGCUGAGCAUCCCUGAGGUUGAUGUAGGGGUAGUGUCCGUAAAUGUUUAUUGAGAACAUCUUGCACACGACUUGUAUUAUGUAGAAUGUCAAUCAGAAUUCUUUUAUAUAGUUAAAAUUUGAACAUCAAUUUGUUCACCCUAAUUUCAUCAAGUUUUCUGCCAAGUGCUCUUGAUGAUUUCUUUAAAUUGCUUUUGGAAAGAAAAACAAUUUAGGAAAAAGAAAACAAGGCACUUUCUAAAUGCAACCUAUGCCAGAAUGUGCUUGUUGGCGCUAACAAUAUAGAUAUAUAGAUCUUCAAAAUAAGAUUCCCCACCCAAGACUUAGAGGAAAGAUUCCCUGAAGGGAUAAAUAUUAUUUUUUUUAAUUAAGAUUUUUUUUAUGGGGUGCCUUUUUUUUUUUCUAUUUUCAGUUUUAUAGGACAAGCUGAAUCUUCUGUAAAUACAGGUCUGGACUGAAAAAGACACUCAAGAAUGUACACAAAGUGUCAACCAUGUCCUCAGAGAUGCCUACAUCUAUUUAUCUCAAAGAAUAUUGAAGUGGUUUGCUUGCUGUUCUAUGUUGUCAUUUUAAAUUGUGUGUCAGUAAAGCUACCUGUAAAUUUUCAGUCCAAAAAAAAAAAAAAAUAAAGCUCUCAGGGAAAAAUGAAUAAAAACAAUGAACAUUAGAAAAUAAAGAUAUAGAUACUUACCAUUAACCUACCAACUCCUAAUAUCCUUAAAUUAUAUGAUAUAUAAAGAGGACUGUUACUUUUUUUUUUCCUUUGGCUUUAUUUAUUUGUAGUUGGGGGGAGGGGCUAUCAUUUUUCUCUUCUCUUUCCAUCUAUACUGUUGUGGUUGGGUUUCCUGUGGAGAGAGUAGUUUUUCCUGUUGCACUCAAACAUUAUUUACUCACUAAAUUGAGUUUCUCAAUCAAUUCAUAUUUAUUAAGAAUCUACUGUGUACCAGGUACAGUAGAGCUACAGUGGUAAGCAAGACAAGACUUCCUGUCCCCCAAGGAGCUUUCAUUCUGAUGGGGUUUUUCAGGUAUGAAUAGAGUAAUAUCAAUGUUUGUGCUAUACAGGAAUCUUCAUAUUUAGAAGUAAUUUGUAUAAACUCUAAUGCGUGGUACAGAUGGCAGGGUAUCUGUGCUGUGUGAAAGCUGUGAAAUCGUGCUCUAAGAGUUGUCAAGAGCUGUGGUUUUUACAUUUGUUUCCCCUCGUUGCAAACUUAGCGACUUUCUAUUCAUUAUAUAGAAGUAAAGGACUCUUGCAAAUAAAGUAGUUAUAAAUACAAAGCAGAGGUGAUACUCUCCCAACCCCGAGUGAACCAAAGUCUGCAUCUUCACCUUGUUCAGGUGCAGAUGGAGACUUGGUUCCAAAACAGGACUGGAGAGGAGAAAGACUGGGAUAGAAUGAUGGUUUUCUCUGUUCCUGAACUAAAGUGCCUCUAUAUAUAUUCUUUUCUAUUUAUAGCAGGAGAAAUUUGGUCUGGCUCCAUUUUGGAACUGUAUUUUGAAAAUGACUUUGUCUUACAGCAUAAGGAAUGGACCAGUGGAAGGAGAGUCACAAUAAGGAGCAAGUUUGUGUCAUAUGUCCCUCUUGCCCUUUUUUAAUCACCGUCAUUUUGAUACGGCCGUCCUGGUAGGCCUCUUUUGCCAUUUCCACUUUUGGUUCUGUCCCUGAAAACUGUGUGCAGGUAAUUCCAUGUGCCAUUGUUGGAGGAAAACAAAAUUAUAAACUACUUUUUAGACUGGUGCUGGUGUAAGUAGCCACUUUUCUCUCUUGGGUGUGUAUUUUAAAUUUGUUUGUUUGUUUGUUUUUUAAAUUAAUGCCAAAAAGAAAAUGCAUUAUAAUUUGUAAACUUAAUUAUAUGUCUUGUUAUCUUCUUAGCUUAGUAGCUGGAACCACUUAGUCUUUAGGUGCAAGACUAUUGGUAUAGUACCAAGAGAAAAAAAAAAGAUGUGUUAUGAGACUGUACAUUUUUUAAAAGAAAAUAGCAAUAUGCAAUAAAGAUGACUUCAUUGGGUGUA
Molecule: messenger RNA, 5934 nt
Organism: Dipodomys ordii (Ord's kangaroo rat)
Lineage: Eukaryota; Metazoa; Chordata; Mammalia; Rodentia; Heteromyidae
Gene: Daam1
Product: dishevelled associated activator of morphogenesis 1
Exons: 25
Coding region: 144-3347 (1067 amino acids)
Biological process (GO): actin cytoskeleton organization
Cellular component (GO): stress fiber
Molecular function (GO): small GTPase binding; actin binding
Source: RefSeq, a predicted model, not a curated record